AUGGGUUUCUCCGCAAAAAUCAUUCCUUCAAGUCGAACUGAAGGACAAGUGCAAGGACAAGUUACCUUUGAUGCAGUAGUUCGUCAUACCGAAAAGAGGCCGUCCUUUAUUCGGCGAAAUGAUCCUGACAAUGACCUUUGGUUUUACACAGAUAUUGAACAAAUGGCAGAAAAACAUGGCACAUUACCCGUUCUUGUUGAUGCAUGUUAUGAAUCUAGUAUUCGAGGUGGUCCAAUCGGAGGUCAGACAAGAGUAAACCACAGAAAUGAUCAUAUGAUGUAUGCUUGUUUCUGGUUUUCAAUUGGAGCGGCAACUUUGUUUGGAUGGUUUCUUUAA
Brugia pahangi is the source of this 336-nucleotide messenger RNA. The record is from the annotation of a GenBank genome assembly. NCBI's taxonomy places the organism in Eukaryota, Metazoa, Nematoda, Chromadorea, Rhabditida, Onchocercidae.